This is a messenger RNA of Planococcus citri (citrus mealybug), 8085 nucleotides long. RefSeq names its product ENL/AF9-related (gene ear). Lineage: Eukaryota; Metazoa; Arthropoda; Insecta; Hemiptera; Pseudococcidae. Gene Ontology annotation, biological process: positive regulation of DNA-templated transcription. Gene Ontology annotation, cellular component: transcription elongation factor complex. Gene Ontology annotation, molecular function: chromatin binding. The transcript is spliced from 6 exons. The coding region runs from base 286 to 2736 and encodes 816 amino acids. The record is from RefSeq and is a predicted model, not a curated record.
GAUAACGUUUUCGCGUGAAUUAAAAAGAGACGAGACUAUACUCAACAUAAUAGACCGCUCUACUUGCUAACGUAAUCGUUCUAAUAGUAUAUCAUCGUAUGUACUGAAGAAGUCGAGAGUCAGAUAAAAAAAAUUAUGUUUAUAAGUUCGUAGGAAAAAUUUUCAAUUUAUCGUUAUUUUUUGCGUUCAAUAAUGGCUUGGUCGAAUUGAUAAGAAAAUCUGCGAUGUCGUUCGUCCAUCAUCGUUACAAUUAUUAUAUUUAGCAAAUGGCUUUAUGUCUUAAUAAUGGCAUACACUUGUGUUCGUGUGGUUUUUGAAAUUGGCCAUGUAUCAACGAUACGAAAUGAACCGACUGUCGAAGGAUUCACCCACGAUUGGGAGCUCUUCCUCAGAGGCGCUGAUAACACCGAAAUAGACCAUUUUAUCGAAAGAGUUGUCUUUCAUUUGCACGAGUCGUUUCCUAAUCAUAAAAGAGUCAUUAAAGAUCCACCUUAUGUGGUAUACGAAACCGGAUACGCUGGGUUCCCUCUGAUGAUCGAUAUAUAUCUGAAGAAUAAACACGAACCGUCGAGAAUACGUUUCCAUUAUCAUUUAACCCUGCAACCGAAAGGACCACCAUUACGUAGUGUACAAAAAGAAAGAUAUGUGUUCAAAAAUCCUUCGGAAGAUUUUCGCAGGAAGCUUAUCAAAGGAGGAGGAGUGGGUGUCGGAGCGGAUUCCGCCUCUGGUAGCCAUACCAAUCAUAUGGCUGCGUUGAAUAACGAUCAUUCCACUGAUGAACAUAAAAGUUUGAAUAAUAAGAACAAAGCUUCGCCUCAAGAUGUAAGCGUAUCUUCGAAAAAAUCCAAAAAGGAGAAUACGCCGAAAAAUGAGGAACAACUUAGCGCAAAUGAUCCCUUUUCGAUAUUCGGACAGCCGAUUAAAACGUCCAAAAUACCAUUAGUAUCUAAAUCAAGCUCUAAAAAUCAGAUCUCAGAUAAACCGCCUCCUCAAGAGAAGCAGUCGCAUUCGUCGAAAUCCUCGAAACACAGCUCGUCCUCGCAUAAAGACAAAGACAAAGAUAAAGAACGCGGCAGCGGCGGCGGCGGCGGCGGCGGCAGCGAAAAAGAAAAAACCAAAGAUAAAGAUAAAAACUCGAUGAAGCGUAGCAGCAAAGAAAGCAGCGAGUUAUCGUCAUCGUCGUCGUCGAAAAAGGAUAAAUUCAAAGACGAUAAAGUGCGAAUAUUAAAAGUAUCGUCGAAAGAGGACAGCAAGAAGAACUCGUAUCACGAGGAGAAGUCAUCGUCCAAAGAGAAAUCAUCGUCUUCGGAAAAGUCAUCUUCGGCGAUGAUGGUCGAGCGGAGUUCGUCUACCGGACGUAGUAGCGCUGAUAAUAAUACCGAGAUGCUCAAGUUCGAGAAAAAAGAGAAGGAUAAGAAACACAAAGAUGAGAAGAAAUCCAAGUCUAAAGAUAAAUAUAAACAGAACGAGAAGAAGGAGAAUAUCGAUGUUGUGAUGAAAGAGUCGUACGUCAACGAACGAUCCGAGAAAUUGUUUUCGAAUAAAGACGAUUACAAAGAGGAGAAGAAAUUUCACAGGAUCGCUAAUAGUAAUAGUAAUAAUAACGCUGACGAUAAUAAUAAAGAUAAUAAGGCUGAAAAAAUUAGCAGUAAAGAUAAAGGCGCAGCUAUCGCGGAAACCAAGAAUUUAUUCAAUAAUGUAAACAACAAUAAUAAUAAUAAUAGUAGUACUAAUAACAACAAUAGUACGGAUAGUCAGAUUAUUAAUAACGGCGAUAAUACGCAACGCAGCAAGGAGCCAGCUGAGGUCAAACAUAAACAUCACAAGCAUAAAAAAGAUAAAUCCAAAAAAGAUAGCAAACGCGAUAAAGAAGAACGUAAAGAGAAAAAAGAAAGUAAAGAAAACAAGGAAAGAUUCUCGAUGGAAUCGCAGCAGCAGCAGCAACAGCAACCGCAACAACAACAACACGUUCAGCCACAGCAGCCAGCAACUCCUGCGACUCAAGCUCAACCGCCGGCAGCUGUCGUAGCCGCACCUCAGUCGAGAUCUACUCCAAAGUCCGGCUCGACGGAUAGUCCUCGACGUCUAAAGAAACCAGUCAAAGCGCUUUUCGAGCUAGAUAAUUCGGAUUCGGAGUUCUCGAGCAUGGAUGACGAUCUGCCACCACCUUCGCUGCCGCCAGCUCACCAUAGACUUAUGCCAGCUAAGGAAAUGUUAUCGUCUCCGUCUCCAUCCCCCGAGAUGAAUCUAAUCAAAGAAGAACCCAUGUCCGGUUACAAUAAACGCGAAGAACAAACCAAAGAAGAGAAAUACGAGACGCCUACGUCGAAAAAGAAGAAGAAAAAUAGCGAAGAACGAGAGAACAAGAAACGUAAACGUAAAUCCAAAGAUAAAGAAGAAAACGCCACCAGUAAGAUGAUCAAAUACGAGACGAAUUGCUCGCAAGCUGCCGACCUGGCCGGCAAACCGGCCGAUCCCAUGGCUGGAUCAGAUCGCACCAGGCAGUCGAAAUCCGUUAGCCCUUCGGAGCCCAAGUUCACCGACGAGUACAUUACCAAGCUCAAAGAGCUGCAGAGGAAGAUCAUGACAUUAGAGGAUAACUCCGGACUGCAGAGGAUCGUGCAGGUUGUGGCCGAAACAGGUCAGUACGAAAUUACCACGAAAACUUUCGAUUUCGAUUUGUGCACUCUGGACGAAUCGAUAGUACAGAGAUUGUUGGAUUUUUUUGUACCAUGAGCUUUGUUAUUUAGUACUUUAACGUACGAGUUUGUUUGUUUGUUUUUUCUUUUUCAUCACCCUUUUAUGCGACCUAUUAUUAUUUUUUUCUUUCUUUUUUAAUUUUAAUUUUUUUUUUCGUUUUUUUCCUUGUUAUCGUUUCGUUUUUUCUUUUCUUUUUAUUUUCUUUUUCGUUUAUUUAUUUUUUAUUUAUUAUCUCUUCGGAUGAUUGGAUUUGAAAUGAAUUUAAGAGAUAGGUAAACUCGGGUGUUGUGCGAAGCGUGUAGGUAAUCGAGGCGAGUUACUGUAUUUUUAGGCAACUUGUGCUUGAAUUUAUUUAAUUCCGAACUCUUGGACUGGUUUCCUGCGUCGUUCGUUUUAAUAGGAAAAUAUUCAAAAGUGGCCAUCGAUUAUCCAGCUGCCUUUCUCAGUCUAAAUUUUGAUAGAUUUCUUGUGUUACUAAAAUAUUGCUUUUGGAAUUAUUAUUCCUCAUUUUUGCUGUAAACUCUAAAAGCAGACAAAUACUCGCGAGUUGAUUUUCAGAAUUCGAUGGACAUAAUUUUUGGCAGCUUUUAUAGUACACCUACACAUCCUUGAUGGAUUUUCAAGCACAAAGUUGUACAGAACUUGACUCGAUGGCAGGGCUGGUGAUCACUGAUCUUCCACUUUCUCGUCUUGUGCCAACAUAGCAAGGUGUCAAAUAUGUACAUAGUAGACCUCGUAUGCAUUAUAAGAAUGGGUCAACGUACUCAUCUACAUACCUCUCCUUGAAACUAGAUGUUUAAGCCAUAUUAUUGUUAUUAUUAUAGUUUUUAAACCCGAAAUUUUUGGGAUAAUAACCAUUUUUCCAAAAAAAAGAGUUUGUUCGUAGUUGAGUAUUUUUAAAAAUGAGCAUUAUUUUAUAAAUUUGGACGAAAAAUGAAGAAUUUUUUGCUUUAAAAAAUGUAAAUUUUUACAAAAGUCGAAUAUUUUUGGCCAGAACAACGUGAUUGAUCACUUCGGGUAAAAAAAAUCGUUCUUUAGCGAAAAAGUGACUAAAAUAUGAUUCUUUAACUGAAAAUUUAUUAUUUUUGGCAAAACAUUACAAAAUAAAUGUUUUUUUAUGCCAAAAAAAUGAUAAUUUUUAGCCAAGUAUACGUAAUAAUGAUCACUUAAUGCAUAAAAUGAAUCUUUGUAGAAAAAAUAUAUACCUAUUUCUCAAAAUAUUACCAUUUUUACACAAUUUUGUAGUUUUUGAAAAAAAAAAGAUCUUGUGGCAAAGGAUAACUUUUUGGUAAAAAUUCCAAAUUUUGAAAAAUCAUGAAAAAACUGCUUCUUUUUAACUCACACAUUCAAUUUUUGUGAAAAAAAAAAAAAUAGUUUACUUUAUAGAUGAAAGAUGAUUCUUCGAAAAAAAAAUAAUAAUUUCUUGAGGAAAAGUAGAAGACUACUUUGGCUAGAAUUUACUUUAACAAAAAAAUGGAAAAAAAAGUCGUUACUCUACAAAGAAAAAAAUCACCUAAGUAUUCAUCAUUUUUUCCCAAAAUGGCCAUUUUUCCAAAAAAAAAAAAUCAUUUUUAACCGACAGUUCAUUUUUUGUCAAAAUGGACUUUUUUUUCUAAAAUGACCAUUUUUCUCCAAAAAUUGCCAUUUUUUUACCAAUUAUGAAUUGUAAUUUAUUUAUCAACUCAAAAUUUACAUUUUUUGCCAGCAGUGGGCCAUUAUUGUCAAAAUUGUCAUUUUUUGGGUAGAAAUUACUUGUAAUUUUUGGCAGAAAAUAAUUAAAUAAUUUUGAGGGAAAAUAAAAUGAUUGCCUUUGGCAUAAAAUGACCAUGUUGACAAAGGAAACUGUUACUUUUAAGUUUGACAAAAAAUUACAAUUUUAUGUAAAAAAAAAAAAAAUACAAUUUAGGCAAAAAAGGAAAAAAAGGACUAUUUUUUAGGGUUUAAUAAGAAUUUUUGAUUGGUAAAAAAUUGAAAAAUCUUAUUUUUUGGUUGAUAAUUUUUGGCAAAAUAAAAUGACAACUUCUAGUUUAAAUCAUGUCAUUUUUUGCAAAAAGUGUCCUGUUGCAGAAAUGGCAAUCUUGGCUAAAAAUCACAAUAAUUUUCAACUAAGAAUGACAAUUUUGGCUAAAAAUGACAAAUUUUGUAAAAAAAAAAUGGUUGUUUUGUAAAAAAAUGAUUAUUUUGGCAAAAAAUGAACAUUAUUGUUUGAAGAAAUAAUUUCAUGACUAGUUUUGGCUAAAAAUUGUCAUUUUGGGGGGAAAUGAAAAAUUUGGUUAAACAAAAUGAUCAAUUGAGCAAAAAAUGACCUUUUUGGCAAAAAAUGGUUACCGGCCGUUGACAAAAAAAUGACAAUUUUGGGGGGGGGGAAAUGGUUACUUUGCAAAAAAAAAUGAUCAUGGCAAAAAAUGAACAUUUUGUUAGGAAAAAUGAUUUCUUUUGACAAGAAAUGACUAGUUUUGGGUGAAAAUUGUCAUUUUGGAAAAAACUAACUUAGUCACAAAAAAAUGAGAAAUUUUCCCCAAAAAAAAAUAUGACAAAUUUGGCCAAAAAAAUGACCAAUUUGGCAAAAAUUACCAAUUUUGUAAAACAUGGUUCCUUUUGACAAAAAAUGACAAUUUUUAUGGUUAAUGGCAAUUUCGAGCAGAAAAUGAACAUUAUUGUUUGGAGAAAUAAUUUCAUGACUAGUUUUGGCUAAAAAUUGUCAUUUUGGGGGGAAAUGAAAAAUUUGGUUAAACAAAAUGAUCAAUUGAGCAAAAAAUGACCUUUUUGGCAAAAAAUGGUUACCGGCCGUUGACAAAAAAAUGACAAUUUUGGGGGGGAAAUGGUUACUUUGCAAAAAAAAAUGAUCAUGGCAAAAAAUGAACAUUUUGUUAGGAAAAAUGAUUUCUUUUGACAAGAAAUGACUAGUUUUGGGUGAAAAUUGUCAUUUUGGAAAAAACUAACUUAGUCACAAAAAAAUGAGAAAUUUUCCCCAAAAAAAAAUAUGACAAAUUUGUCCAAAAAAAUGACCAAUUUGGCAAAAAUUACCAAUUUUGUAAAACAUGGUUCCUUUUGACAAAAAAUGACAAUUUUUAUGGUUAAUGGCAAUUUCGAGCAGAAAAUGAACAUUAUUGUUUGGAGAAAUAAUUUCAUGACUAGUUUUGGCUAAAAAUUGUCAUUUUGGGGGGAAAUGAAAAAUUUGGUUAAACAAAAUGAUCAAUUGAGCAAAAAAUGACCUUUUUGGCAAAAAAUGGUUACCGGCCGUUGACAAAAAAAUGACAAUUUUGGGGGGGGGAAAUGGUUACUUUGCAAAAAAAAAUGAUCAUGGCAAAAAAUGAACAUUUUGUUAGGAAAAAUGAUUUCUUUUGACAAGAAAUGACUAGUUUUGGGUGAAAAUUGUCAUUUUGGAAAAAACUAACUUAGUCACAAAAAAAUGAGAAAUUUUCCCCCAAAAAAAAAUAUGACAAAUUUGGCCAAAAAAAUGACCAAUUUGGCAAAAAUUACCAAUUUUGUAAAACAUGGUUCCUUUUGACAAAAAAUGACAAUUUUUAUGGUUAAUGGCAAUUUCGAGCAGAAAAUGAACAUUAUUGUUUGGAGAAAUAAUUUCAUGACUAGUUUUGGGUAAAAAUUGUCAUUUUGAGGGGAAAUGAAAAAUUUGGUUAAACAAAUGACCAAUUGGGCAAAAAAUGGUUACUGUUGACAAAAAAAAUGACAAUUUCGAGGGGGGGGAGGGGGAAUGGUUACUUUGCAUUUUUGCAAAAAAAAAUGAUCAUGGCAAAAAAUGAACAUUUUGUUAGGAAAAAUGAUUUCUUUUGACAAAAAAUGACUAGUUUUGGGUGAAAAUUGUCAUUUUGGAAAAAACUAACUUAGUCACAAAAAAAUGAGAAAUUUUCCCCAAAAAAAAAAUAUGACAAAUUUGGCCAAAAAAAUGACCAAUUUGGCAAAAAUUACCAAUUUUAUAAAACAUGGUUCCUUUUGACAAAAAAUAACAAUUUUCAUGGUUAAUGGCAAUUUUUAGCAAAAAAUGUCAUUUUUGGCGAAGAAAUGUCUUUUUUGGCAAAAAUGGUUUUAGUGUUGGAAAAAAAUGAAAAUUUUUGAUGAUAAAUGACGUUUUAGCUGAAAAUCACAACUUUUGGGGAAAAUGACAUUUUUUUUGAAGAAAAAAAAAGGGAUUCUUGUAUAAAAAUACUUGUAAUGAUUACUUGUGGUAAAAAAUAAUUCUUUGGCAGGAAAAUGAUUGCUCUAUGACCAUUUCUGAAAAAAAUGAAUAUUUUUCUCAAAAGAAAAAAUGAUUUUUUUUGGCCAAAAAUGAUAUUGUGCCGAAAAUUGAACAUUUUGAAGGAAUAAAAAAAUUAUAAUUUGUCAAUUAGGUACCUACAUAAUUAUGCACUUUGCUAAAAAUAAUAAAAAAAAUCCUCAACAAUUUGUAAAAAAAAAAAAAAAAAAAUAGAUUUUUUUCAUCUGCCAAACUACAACUUGUGAAAUAUCCAACGUGUUGCAAGUACUUCUGAAGCAAUAUCAGUUUAUCCAGCCCUGCUCAACAAUAUCACGCUUUGCACGACGAAUUAAUAUCAUCAAUUUGACUGCAUAUAGACUGUUGAAAAAGAUGCUUGAAAUGCCAAUUUUCACGAUGAUUUUUCAAGUCUAUCGAACGUCGAACGUUGAUACUGUUUUUUAGACUAAAUGUAAUUUCGAAAUAUAGCGAAGAAGAAAUAGCGGUAUUUUAGCGAAUUUUGUUAGUUUUUGUUUUUAUUGUUUCGUCGCAUACGCAGCGGGUGUGCGAUGAUUUUUUUUCCUUACUUUAAAAAAAGAAAAAAACAACUUAAACGUUUUUAAGAUAAAUUUAUUAUCCAAACAGUUCCUCUUUUAGUUAAAUGUACUACGUUUAAGAUGUUAAUCGGUUUUUUUCUCUUCUUUUUUUUUUCUAUAUACGUCGUAAAAAUGGGAGAUUGAAGUGUUUUAAGGGUUUAAUACCCUAAUGCAAUUUAUCGCAAAUGUGAGAGAUUGAAAUAUUUUAAAGGUUUGAUACCUAAAUGCAAUUUUUUUAAAAAAUGAACGAUCGAUUAAUAAUUUUUUUUUAAACAAUAGACGAUUAUCGUAAUGUAAAUUAUUAUUAGUAGUUACCUGUGGGAAAAUAUUUCAAGUUAAUUGGAAUAUACAACAUCGAAACCUGUUUUUUUUUAAUAAUUAAGAUUUUCGUAAAAGUACAACGCCUUGAGCUUUUUAAAAAAAAAGAUGAAUUUUUUUUCCAAGGCGCACAUUCCAUGAGCUUGUUUGAAGGAUUUGUUUUUUCUGUUUUUAUUUUUUUUUCCUUUUCGUCGUAUGUUGUAGAUUUUGUAGGUAUUUGUAAGUGCGCGAGCUUUUUGUAUUCGAAGUGUAACGAGAAAAAUAGAUAGUUGAAAUAAU